This is a messenger RNA of Closterium sp. NIES-65, 432 nucleotides long. The record is from the annotation of a GenBank genome assembly. NCBI's taxonomy places the organism in Eukaryota, Viridiplantae, Streptophyta, Zygnematophyceae, Desmidiales, Closteriaceae.
AUUCCUACAUGAGAACGAUCUGAACGGCACGAUACCCUCCUCACUAGCCAACCUUUCAGACCUUGGAGAUCUAUUCCUGCAGUUCAACAAAUUGACCGGCACAAUUCCUGAAUCGCUUUACACUCUCACAAAACUAAGCAAGUUUAAUCUUCUAGACAACUACCUCACUGGCUCGGUCUCUACGAGAAUAGGCAACCUUGAAGCACUGAUGAUCUUGAACCUUGGCUACAACUACUUGACAGGCCCUAUUCCUGACUCCAUUGGCAAGCUUAUGAAUCUGAACGCCUUAUUUCUAUGGGGAAACAAAAUGACAGGGUCGAUACCCACAGUGAUAGGCAACCUUGUUUAUUUGAGUGACUUGUUCCUUUCUUGGAACAACCUGACUGGCAGCAUCCCAGAGUCCAUUGGCAACCUCUUGCAGCUCACAACCUU